GACGCAGUUUUGAACUGGAAGCCGCCGCCAAAGAAUUGCGAGGGGAAAGGCAUCCACCGAGCGCCCUUCAACAUCUGUGAAGCGCCUUCCAGGAGGAGAAGCAGGCCUCGCUCGAGAUGGCUGGCGGCAAAGCUGGGAAAGACUCCGGCAAGACUAAGACCAAAACAGUGUCCCGUUCGCAAAGGGCUGGCUUACAGUUUCCGGUGGGUCGUAUUCACCGGCAUCUAAAAUCAAGGACUACGAGUCACGGACGUGUGGGAGCUACAGCUGCUGUGUAUAGUGCUGCUAUCUUGGAGUACCUCACAGCUGAGGUUCUUGAAUUAGCAGGAAAUGCAUCCAAAGACUUGAAGGUGAAACGAAUCACUCCCCGUCACUUACAGCUUGCAAUAAGAGGUGAUGAAGAACUGGAUUCCCUAAUCAAAGCAACAAUUGCUGGUGGAGGUGUAAUUCCACAUAUCCAUAAGUCUCUCAUUGGAAAAAAAGGACAGCAGAAAACAGUGUAAAGGAGAAACAUGGGAUUCCUUAUUAACUUGGGACUCUUAAAUGCUCAGUUGUCCAGUGUUGGUGGAUUUCCAGUGGACUGCAUCUGUGAAACACUUUUUGCCUUUCUGUAACCUUGAAGCAGGAUGCCAUCAAGCUUUCUAACAAACCAAAAUUCUAUAUUUGAAGUCUUAACCUUAUUUAAGUGUUACAUGGCUUCAGAGAAGCUGUUGUGGUUCUUGACUGUUUUAGAUAUGUUGGAUUUUAAUGAAAUUCUUGACAUUGUUGCUCAUUUUUUAUGCUUGAAGUUGCUUUACUCAGUUAAAAUUUAACUACAAAGGAUUGGCACAAGCAUUUUAUGAAAUAAUUAAAACAACUUGAGGUAUUAAAACGCUGUUGCUGUCAAUCUCUUGUAGUUAAAUAAGAAUAACCAUUCUGACAAGCAGAAACAACAGACUUUAUUCCAUUCUGGUCAGUGAGUUCAAUAAAUGUUACAUUAUUACAUUUUUA
This is a messenger RNA of Lacerta agilis (Sand lizard), 990 nucleotides long. Its product is annotated as histone H2A.Z. Lineage: Eukaryota; Metazoa; Chordata; Lepidosauria; Squamata; Lacertidae. Gene Ontology annotation, cellular component: nucleosome. Gene Ontology annotation, molecular function: protein heterodimerization activity; DNA binding; structural constituent of chromatin. The record is from RefSeq and is a predicted model, not a curated record. The transcript has 5 exons. Bases 117 to 503 code for a protein of 128 amino acids.